AUGCCGAACGCGGAGAUGAAGAGCAACAUAUGGCCACUUCGGACCGGUAGCCGUCGUGAAGGCAUGCCGCGAGGUUCGAUACCUAAUCGGGAAAGACCGGCUACUUCGGUGUGGCUUGGAGCGAAGCGCGCGCUUGGCCGAGCGGCGUCAAGUGGCCCUAUUGUUCGCCGAAUGCGGAAGAUGUCUCGGGAUCUACGCGCGAGGCAUCGGGACGACCGUGCCGAGCUUCGAGAGGAGACGCGGGCGAGGACAUUAUCGGCGGCGGGGGGGACGGAGGACGGCCCGGGGGCGGAGGCGGUGGUUGUGGUUGUCCGCCGGUCGGACUUCGUGGGGAGCAAGUGCGCGAGCGGCCUCUCGGCGGAGACGGCGGUGAAGGCGCCGGAGGAAGUUCGGUGGUGGGGUUACGUACGUCAGGGACUGCUGACGUGGAGGCGAGCGCCGUCGGCGAGGUGGGCCGAGCAGGAUCCGUGGGCUCGGGCUCCGGGACUCCUUCUUCACUCGCACUCUCCUCAGACUCUGGCUCUGACGCAGGGUCUGCAGGGAGAUCGGGAUCUCCUCCUCUUUGACUUGUACUGGCGACAGUUUGGGGAAGGCGAGAGCUGGGGGAAACAGCGCGGGAGUGCCGGGACGCAGAUCGAGAGGCGCGAAGAUGAGAGUGGUGGGACCGUCAGUGAUGUAGACGUCGAUGAGGUCCUUGGAGUCGAAGGUGUGAACAAGGCCUUGACACGCAGCCACGAUGGGGGAAGGAAGGGAAGUAAGGGUGCGCACCACCCAACCUAUAGGAAGGGAAUCAUGCUGAUGCGGCCCUGGGGGCCGGUAGUGAUGCGUCCAUAUCGGCUCACCUUCUGCUUCAUUCUGAACCAUCUGCAGAGUUCGCAAUUACAUCUGCGACUAGCCAUUCUCUGUAUGUUCUCGCGCGACAAUAUGGUCAAUGGGACCCUGGGAGACCGUGCUUGUAUCACGGUGCAAAGCACUUUGACCGACGUGCAGCUUGUCAGCGGUUAA
This is a messenger RNA of Postia placenta MAD-698-R-SB12, 1005 nucleotides long. RefSeq lists its product as hypothetical. The transcript is spliced from 9 exons. Lineage: Eukaryota; Fungi; Basidiomycota; Agaricomycetes; Polyporales; Adustoporiaceae. The record is from RefSeq and is a predicted model, not a curated record. The coding region runs from base 1 to 1005 and encodes 334 amino acids.